AACCUCAGUAGAACAACACAUAUGUGGUAGCAAUAGGCUAUUCCGAGACAGACCAAACCUUGAAGAAGAAGAAUUGUUUGUGCUAUGGACAAACAUUAAAAAUAAACUACGUGUGACCCUUGCAAUGAGAAGAGCAAAGCAUGUCACGGAAGCUGUUCUAUGCUGUGUGAUUCUACUCGUCAUCCACAGGAGUUCAGAAAGUAUACGGGUGAUUGGAGGAAGCAGGACUGUGGUACAGGGAGAGGACGUGGACUUAUCCUGCAGACUGCUAGAGACAGAUGAGGAGCUUGAACAGAUAACAUGGCAGAAAAAGACUCUGGAAGAACCAGAGAACCAUAAUUUCUUGCUUAUUUAUCCCAAUGGGGUUACUGACUUUAUUUCAUCGAAUGGAUUGGAAAAUAGAGUCCAGUUUUUUGGGAACCUGACAGAAAACAUUGGUUCUAUUCGAAUAACAGCUGCCAGACUGUUGGAUGAAGGCACCUUCACAUGCGUCUUCAGUGUUUUCCCAAGUGGAGUAUACAGCAUAGAGAUACCUCUUACUGUGCUAGUACCUCCAGUGAUGAGUGUUACAGUCGAUGUCCCUCCUGUCGUUGGAGAGAAUGAGGUUUUCUUGGCAUCCUGUUUGGCUGCUGGUGCCAAGCCACAGGCAGAAGUGAGGUGGAACACGGAUGCAUUCGACAGUUUGGUGAGGACGGUGACCAACUCCACCCAGCACGCCAACGGCACCACCACGGUAGUCAGCCACCUGCUCGGGGUGCCAACCAAAGCAGCCAAUCAGCAGCAGGUUCAGUGUGUGGUCAACCAGUCUGCCCUGGCAACAGAGAGGACCCUGGCCUACACAAUCAACAUCAACUAUCCACCUCAGACAGUGAACAUUACUCUUAGUGAGGCCUCCCCAGCCACAGUGUUCCUAUGUGUAGCAGACAGCAACCCAAAAGCCAUCUACACCUGGACCAGAGUGGGACAGCCAUGGCCUCAGUCUGCAGUGAGAGCAGAGGGAGACACACUGCACCUCAUCAGCCUCAGCUCUGAGUUGAAUGGCCUCUACACUUGUGAGGCCUCCAAUCCUUACGGACGAGCAACUGGCUCUCAAUAUGUGCAUGUCACCUCCAAUAUCUCUGCUGCCUGUUGGGUUCUACUUGUCAUUAUAUUUCUGAUUGUCGCUGCUGCUGCUGCUGGACUCAUAUGGUACCGGUGGAAAAACGGAAAAUGUCUUUGGAGUUCAUUCAUGGGCGGUCACCAGUUCGAGGCACAAUCACAGGUUGAGGAAGAUGAAGCUGGGGUGUAAACCAAGAGGGCAGAUAAGGAAGAAGUAUCAUAAGGCUUCAAGGCAUCUCCAUGUUAGCAUCACCUACUUGGUAUGGCUACUGCUCAGCAUCUGACCGCAAGGCGCUUCAGAGGGUUGUGCAUACAGACCAAUACAUCACUGGGCCCAAGCUUUCUCCCAUCCAGGACUGAUAUACCAGACGGUGUCAGAGGAAGGCCCUAAAAAUU
Molecule: messenger RNA, 1494 nt
Organism: Salvelinus sp. IW2-2015
Lineage: Eukaryota; Metazoa; Chordata; Actinopteri; Salmoniformes; Salmonidae
Product: nectin-4
Biological process (GO): heterophilic cell-cell adhesion; homophilic cell-cell adhesion
Cellular component (GO): adherens junction
Source: RefSeq, a predicted model, not a curated record